AGACAGACCUGGCAACCCAGGAGUUUCCGUCCCUCGCUUGUCACACAACCAACAUCACCUUGAAAUGAGAGACGUCAGGAGUCGUGUAUCCCAGCCAAACAAAGCAACUAUAUUAGACAAGGAGCUGUGACUGCGCUAACUAGGACGUGGCUAAUUGGACUGUUCCUGAUCGGUCCGGGGAAACCAGCUUGGAUCCAUUCACCAGAGGCCCCUGAUGAUGACGAUAACUUGAGCCUAAAGCUUUGGUUUGUUGGACCCUAGUCUGCUUCCUCCUGCUAGCAGGCCGCUCUAAGCCGCCUGAUUGGAGGGGCUCCACGGGUGCUCUCUCCCGAUUAGCCAGCAGACAGCUGGUCUUCAUAUGGCGCAGACGGAAGACCAAGCUAGCUCUGACUGAAAUUAGCAGCUCUCUUGCUGCUGGCAACAGAAGCGUUUCCUCAACAACUAUCUCCAACAACCCUGCUUUGUAUCAGCACCAGCCCCUUCACCCCAUCAAUCAGCCUUCUGAAGGUCGCCAACAUGUCCCGCGAUCUGUAUUACCCCCAUUCCCCUGAGAGCCAGGAUUCUCCACAGCGCCCCUACCAACCUGCAAGUUCCCAUGUAGGUCCUGAAAAUGUUGGUGAGCCUUCUCACAUGGUCUCACCUGGUUCUACCCAUGCAUCUUAUAGAGUCUACGCCGGUACCUCUAUGAAUCCCAGCCACAUAUACCCGUCGAUGCACCCUGGGUCUAUGGGCUAUAUCCCUGUUCAGAGUAAGCCAACCACUGAAUUGGAGACUUCCAUUGAUGUCCACAUCACAAGAACCCGACAGGAAGCGGGCCUCCAAUCGAUGUUAAUGAAUCCGUUGCCAGACCAGAAUACUCAUACAACAGCUUGGCCUCUGGGAUCUCUGGAUUUGGCGCCCACUGGCUAUAGAUCAUCACUGCCCAUCUCCGAUGGACAGUUUUCUAGAUAUUCGGAAACGAUGCCAAGUGGUGCCCCAAAUUGGCAUUGGCCUUCGGGCCAACAAACAAGCAAUUAUCACUCCACUAAAUUCUCUCCCACUGCAACAAACGUUCCCCCAUCACAUUACUCCCAAUCUUCUGAGCGAUAUCCAGUCGCCCGUCAUUCAAGUGGCGAUGAAUAUGUUAGCAACAACAGGUCUUCUACUGCAGGAGCAGAUUCUGCACCGUCUCCUCGAUCGUCACUGGCCUAUGAGCAUCCUUCCACCUCCGGAGAGGCUGAUAACAACCAGACCAGAUUCACCUGUGAAUCAGCCAUGGACAUCCUCAAACGCUUUGACCUUCAGGAAGAAGACUUGGAGGAUCUCUGUGCGUACUCAGAAGACCAGCUCUCUCCCACCAACCUACCCUUCCUGCUGCGAGACAUCCGCCAAAAGAAGGCAAAAAACUCAUCGGCUGCCUCUCAGUCAAGCACGGGCCACCAGGCUCAAGGCAGCCAGCGUGCCCCAGAAACCAGGGUGGCGUCCGGGGCCGAAGUAAAGCGUGAGGCGCAAGCUCCUCCUACCUUUCAGCAGCCAAGUAAAGUGAUUGAAUACGGACAUACAAGUACAUAUUCCUUAGGCUUCUGUGAAGAAGAAAAGGAUGGAGGACACCGCAGCAGCAGUUACAUGAGCCAAAUGCGGGACACUCAACCAAUGGAUGCAUCACCAGCCAAACCCGGUGUUCCGGCGUUCUCCAAUGGCUCACAGAGAUCCAACUUCUCUUCUGCUGUUUACAGUCAUUUACCAAACCUGAAGGCUUCCCUGAGCCAUAGGCCAGCCACCCAGUUGAUCCAGACUUCCAUCGCUUCCCCAAAGAAGGAACCUAUUGCGCUGCAGCCAGCAGCACCUGAUGCUAAACCUACUGCCACCAAAUUCAUACCUAAGAGGGAUUCCGAUGCCGAUCGUAUGGCGUCUUCAGGAUGUCAAAAAGCAGCUCUGGGAGCCGGAAUUACCAUUCACAGACCAGCUCCAGAUACUGGAACUAAGAGUGAAAGUCCAGCACCAGGUACAGGAACAACAAGCCAAAGGCCAGCUCCAGGCCCCAGAAGUACCAGUCACAGUCCCGCUCCAGGCGUUGGAACUACCAUUCAAAAACCAGCACCAGGCAUAGGAACUUUCAGUCACAAACCCGCUCCAGGACCUGGGAAUACAAGUCAGAGACCAGCUCCAGCCACCGAUCCAGGGCCAGUUCCCAUCCCCAGGUCCAUCCCUACGAACCAGGGGCCCAUCCCUACGAACCAGGGGCCCCCUCCAGCAUCUGAUGAAUCCAUCCAGAGAGAUCCGCCAGUCAAGCCAGCCGACGAGAGAGUGCCGACGGCGGCCAUGAUCAGCGACUACAUGGGUGUCAAACCUGAUUUUUACCCCCACACCUGUAGUAUCUGUAACAAACCCUGUUUUGGCAUGAAGGGCUGGCUGGAACACAGGAAUCACAUAGUCCACCUUGCCCGUUGCAGAAUUCUACGCAGGCAGUAUUCUGAAUGGGAGCCUGAUACAGUUUCACUUGAGUAUUCUGAAUGGGAGCCGGAUACAGUUUCACUUGACUCAGCCCCUGAAGAAUCCCAGCAGCCCCCCACGACAACCGCAGUCCCCGCCUCCUCCCUGAGUUCCAGGCCCAGUCUACAGGCAACCAGCCAUGGAGGUCCUGCCCCAUCAAACUCUGCCCCUCCCUUGCCGAGGAGGACUGUGGAAGCACUCAUGUCUUUGACUAUACAGAGGAAGAGUUCAUGGUCAAAGUCUUCAGGAGGGAAAGGAUCAAGGUCUCCACAGACAAAGGGGUCAAGGUCUCCACGGAAGAAGAGGUCAAGGUCUCCACGGACGAAGAGGUCCAGGUCUCCACGGAGGAAGAGGUCAAGGUCAAAGUCUUCAGGAAGGAAGCGGUCGAGUUCAAGAAAGAGGUUCACGUCGCCAGAGAGUUUGUGGCACCCAGAUUGGAAGCGAACCAGCGGUAAUGCUAGCUCACCCUGUAGCUUCAGACCUAUCCACAGCCGUAGAAGCCGGUCCCGUUCCUCGUCAAGCUCCUCCCCCAGCUCAGACCGUAACCGUGGCAAAAGGUCGUCCUCACCAGCCAGGAGAUCUAAGCGAAGCUCUCGGUCCCCACGAAGGGGUCGGAGAACGCGAUCACCCCGACAUGCACGUGGUACCAGACCCAACCGCAGGUCCCGUUCUGGGUCUCGAUCCCCGCACCCCUCCUCUAAGCGAAGACGGUCGCGCAGUCACGAUGGGAGGUCUUCGGGUCGCAGACAAGAGGAGACCAGCGAAGAACAGCUGGCCAAGAAACUACUGGAAUCCUCUGGUGUCCAGAGCUUCACUGGCUCCUCCAGUCUAGAGCUUGUGGUCCAGUCUCUGGCCCCAGUGCUGCUGGCAGAGCUGGCCAAGCUGAAGGCCGCUUCAUCAUCAUCCUCUGAUUCAUCUAAAGAUCAAAAAAAGCCAUCCUCUUCCUCCUCAUCUAGUGAUGAACAGAAGCCGUCAUCCUCCUCAUCUAGAGACGAGAAGAAGCCAUCCUCCUAUUCCUCAUCUAGAGAUGAACAGAAGCCGUCAUCCUCCUCAUCUAGAGACAAGAAGCCAUCCUCUUCCUCAUCUAGAGAUGAACACAAGCCAUCAUCCUCAUCAUCGACAGACGAGAAGAAGCCAUCCUCCUCUUCCUCAUCUAGAGAUGAACAGAAGCCGUCAUCCUCCUCAUCUAGAGACAAGAAGCCAUCCUCUUCCUCAUCUAGAGAUGAACACAAGCCAUCAUCCUCAUCAUCGACAGACGAGAAGAAGCCAUCCUCCUCUUCCUCAUCUAGAGAUAAACAGAAGCAGGCAUCCACUUCUUUGACCAAAGGAGGAAAUGAACCACCAUUGUCCUCUUCCUCUGUUCAGGGAACCAAGAAGGUGCUGGUUAAGAAGAGUGUACCAAUUAAAUCUACAAAACCUCCAGGGUCGGGUCUCCUGGGCUUCGUACCGGCCCACCCUCCCCUGCUCCUGUCUGGGCUUCCCUCCAAGGUCACCCAGCAGCAGGUGUUCUGCGCUGUGGAGAAGUUCGGGAAAAGCAGACUCAUUUCUGUGGCGCAACAGCGACAAGUGGCAACGGUGUACUUUCUACAAGAAGCUGCCGCUCAUGCCUUGCUCGGCUUUACGGAGCUGAAGAUUGGUGGAAAUCCAAUCACUGUGACACAGAUAGUGGUACCUGGGACAACAACAAGGCCAUACCUUCUUCCGACCCCGGGCUCUUCUGUCCAAGUACAAAGCUCUUCCGCAAUGGCCAUCAAUGUUGUGGCAGAACCUUCCUCAAGUUCCGUGCAAUGCAACAAGACGACCGCGCCCGGUAACAAUACGACCACCACCGGUACCAAAGGGACCACGCCUGGCAACAAGAAGGCCACACCUGGCAACGCGACUACCACGCCUGGCAACAAGACAACCACGCCUGGCAACAAGACAACCACGCCUGGCAACAAGAAAACCACGCCUGGCAAAAAGACAACCAUGCACGCCAACAAGAUGCCUACGCCCAGCAAGUCAACAACCACGCCUGACAACAAGGUGACCACACCCGGCAACAACGCAGCCACGCCUGGUAAAAACACUGCCCUGCCUGGCAAAGCUCAAAUUAUACCUGCCAAUGAGACCGCAACCCCUGGAAACACAACAGCCACGCCUGUCAAGAACACUACCAUGCCAGGCAAUGCAACAACCUUGCCAGACAACAAGACGACCGCACCCGGCAACAAGACGGCUAUUCUCUGCAAAAAGACAUCCAUGCCUAGCAGCACAACAACUAUGCCUGGCAGCACAUCAACGCCCGGCAACAAGAUGACCACACCCGGCAACAAGACUGCCACGCCUGGGAAAAAGGCGGCCACGCCUGGUAACAAGAUGGCCUAUACGAAACUCUUCCCCACAGUCCUCUUCCUCAAAUCAAUUCAAUGUCUGGAUGUUCAGUGUUGGGCAUGGAAUGACUUCCUACCCUACGCCACCAGUGGUGCCACCAUCAUGGUGACUGAUCUGCCAGAGAUGGAAUGCGAUGCUUCCACCUGGUCUUCGAUCACACAAGAUUUGGAGAAGUUUGGCAACGUCCAAUGUGACAAAUGCUUCAUCCUUCCUGAAAACUGCACGGCGUUUUUAACCAUGACGGCCAAAAAUAUGGUAUACCUGAUUGAGGCACUGGUGAUGGGAGCCUCCUUGAACUCCAAAACUGUCCGCUGUCACCUUCUGAAGGAGAACGCCCUUGAAUCUCCGAUCACCUUCUAUAAACAUCUUCUGCGCUGGAGUGAAAAGCUUUAUGAUGAGUCUACAUUGGAGUACAGACUGAUGUUCAUCAGCAACAUUCACGACCAAUGGAUGAAUAAAAUCUGUACAGGCCUCCAGAAGAACAGAGGAGUCAAGCUCUUCCUGCCGCUGAUUGGCAAGAUAUUUGUAGAAUUUGUCACAGUGAAGGAUGCAGACCGAUUCGGUGUCUGGCUGGCCGAAUCCCCGCUGGCAUGGGAAAUCCAUUUCUCGUGUCCUGCACACCGGACGGUGAACGGACCAGAAGACCUUGAGUGGGCGGAGACCAAUUUGACUACGCAGAGCGUCAUGGUGACAGGGCUGGCGUUCGGCACGUACCGCCACAUGGACCUCGUGGAUGAGGUGUGGCCUUACUUCGUGGAGAAGGACAUCAGCCGUGUGUACUACUCCGUAGUGAUACUACCUCGGCAGAGAAGGGCCUUCAUCCACUUUGACGACGCUUUGAAGUGUAAGGAGUUUGUGUCAGAUUUCCUCCACAAGCCGUUCACUAUAGGAAGAUCUGACCUCACCCUCCACUUCCUCCUGGACCAUGUUAAGCCCUGCACCUCAGAGCUGCAAUUGUACAACAGACUGCUGGGAUGGACCAAUGUGGAUUCUAAGGGGGCUGGUCACCAGGAGCAGCUGAUACUGAAGGAGAUGGAUUACUGCAGCAGGGAUGUGCUGAAGGGGAUCUUUCACCACAUGAUGAAGAACACCAAAUGGGUUAGCUGCCUAGUCCUCGCCAACCGGGUGGUUUUCCGACUCCGUGGGGAAACACCUGAUAUUGACAAGAGGACCAAAGUGUUAAAUAGGCUCAAUUAUAGAAAGGUGAAGGCUCAAGUUCAAUAUGGGACAAAUCGGGAGGUCGAACACAAAGUGUGGAAAUCGCUAAGCGAUUUCACGUCAAGCAUUCAGAAAAUAGAUGUCAGGACAGUGAUCAACAGUCCCCAGCAUGCAAAGUCUGGCAAAUCGCCACCGGACCCACCAGCGCCUGGCCCCUCAGCGCCUGGCCCCUCAGGUCCUGGCCCCUCAGGUCCUGCUCUCCUAAGCCCCGUGGCCCCUGAAGAACUCUGCGCCUCAAACCACGACCAGGACGGGCUCCCGGGCUCCGGCCCCCAGCCUCCAGCCCUGAGUCAGGAGAUGUACCUCUUCUUUGCUACGGCCAUCCACCAGCAUCACCAGGCCAGAGUCGGACAGGAAGUGAGACGAGGUGAACAGGAAGUGAGCCGAGGUGGUCAGGAAGGCAUCCAGAGAAAGCAGGUCUCAAUGGACUUCGACAAGACCACCUCCUCAUCUACGUCUAGUGGAUUGAAGUCCAACUCUUCAACGACAGCCCACUCCUCAUCCUUGUCUGGAGCCACAGUGUCCUCCUCCUCACAUCUCCCCAAGUCCUCCUCAUCUUCUUCAGAUCUCCACAAGUCCUCCUCAUCUUCUUCAGAUCUCCCCAUGUCCUCCUCUUCUCCUACUUCUUCUUCUCUCCCCCCUCCGGUCGGAGUAGUCCCUUCCUAUUCUGAACAGAACACACAACAGAGGAAGUGUGAAGAAUCUCCUGCCCAGGUGUCUGAGGCUUUUGACACGACACACACUCCAUCGCCUACCAGCCAGGAAGGGUCAUGCAUCACUACCACGAAGGAGGCGGAGUCUCUUUCUGCCUGUCCACUAAUCAGAAGGAAGGAGGUACUAAGUGAAGCAGCCAUGGUAUGUGAAGAGGACGUGGCGAGGCCUGGCCACAUGAUGGCAGCAGAGACCUCUGCAGUGAAAAGUGCAGCAUCACUGACAGGAAAGGAUGUCUUACACACUGAUCCAUGUCUAGAGGAAGAUGGGAAGAGAAAGGCCCAGCAAGAGUUAACUCUCACAGGAAAGGAUGUGGUCGUCUCUCCCAGCGAAGACAUGAAGGAGAACAGAGUAGAGGUGGAUGAAACACAAGAGCAGCUGGGUGAUGAAAAGACAAGCGACCAGAUGCUCCAUUCGAGGCCAGAGUGUGACGAGGAGACGCCUCACCAAACCCCGGUCCAGCCUGAGACACCAAGCCUCCCUGACCCUGAGAGCCAGACCUCUGAACGCCAAGAGGAGGAAAUGUUGGCCAAAGUCGCUGAUGAAGCUGAGCCAUUCCAGGAGGUCCCAGAGCACAAAGAGACUAUUUUGGAAGAGGGGAAGAUGACAAUUGUAGAAGAACAAAUACCUUCUGUGAAUGAAGAAACCCCAUCGGUAGUUUCGGAGGCAACUGAUGCAUCACUCAACGGUGCAUCGACUGAGGAAGGAGACACCAACAGGCUCAUGGACUGUGUUGAAGGAUCUCCUCCCAAAGAGGAGAAGCAGAAGACCAAGGAAACCCAAGAGGAGGAACAGAAGACCAAUGAGCAGAGCAUCAAGGAGGAUCAGACCAACAAGGAGAAGAACAGCAAGGAACCCCCAGAGAAGGAGCAGGGUAACAAGGAGCAGAGCAACGAGGCCCCCACUGAAGGGGGGGACAACAAGGGGCCCGCUGUAGAGGAGGGUGCCCCUGAGAUGGAUCAGCGACGAUCUAGGAGAGGUCACCCCAGUCCAGUGCCGCCAUCGACCAAGCCGCUGUCCACCAGACACUCCACCAGGCACUCCACCCCCUCCAUGAAGAGGGAAAUCCCUGGGGUACUACCAGUGGAGAAGGCUGUCUCUGUAGAAGUGGAAGCCUCCUCCUCCCCUCGGGGAGGUGAAAGCCCUUCCUCCGGGGCCCCCCUCCCCCAAGGUCACCCCCAUCCAAAGGAAGAAGAGGUAGAAUACCAGGUGACGGACUCUGUGGAAGGUGGGGUGAUCGAGGGAGUCCAGCUCCCCACCAGGGGCAAGAGGGGAAGGCCAACCAAACAGACGGCCAAGAACGUCCGGGUGAAGAAGGAGCAGCCCACUGCCCCGGUAGCAGAGGAGUCCGGCAAGAAGCCAGAGGAACCGUUGGAAAACCAGGCCGGUCCAACCAGGAAAGAGACCAAACCCCAGGAGGCCCCAGAAGAGAAGUCGAGAGGCAAAGAGGAUGGUGCAGAAGAAAGCCAAAUGGCCGACAUAGUGACCCCAAGCAACGCCAAACCAAGGGUCUCCGACGAAGGGGUCAGUUUGGAGGAGGUGGCUACAUACCAGGUACUGGACUCUGUGGAGGACGAGGAGCUGGAGGUGAAGGAGGGGCCACCCGUGACGAGGGGCACUAGGGGCAGAGGAAGGAAGGCCAAAACCCCUACGAGGAAGGAGUGCAAGCGGAGUCUAGAGGAAACCGUGUUUGAGGUGUUGGAUUCCAUCGGGGGCGACGUGUUGGAAGACGCGCCAGCGCCAGAACAACCAGGACGACCCCGACGGGGGCUAGCGAACAAAGACCCAACGCCUGAAAAAGAUGGAAAGGUAGUACCUGACGACACUCCUGAAGGAACGCACGGCAAGCAGGAGCAAGUCAAGAAGGAAGAGGAGGUGGCCCGUCAAUUCAUGGAGGAGCCACAAGGUGACGAGCAGCCUGCUGCCGGAAAGAGAAGGAGUGGACGAGGUAGGAAAGAGGAGGUGGCGGUCUCUGGGACCUCCAAAAUGGCCGCCAAAGAAGGUCAACAGAGGGUGAAGGAGGAGGAGGUGUACCAGGUGGUGGACUCCACCGAAAACGACCCCCAUGAGGAGGAGCACGUCGACCCCCCCGGUCCAAGGAGAAGGAGCAAACGAAGGGACCCAGCACCGACUGUGACCAGAGCCCCCAGAAGGCCUGCUUACUCCACCCAGGGGGAGGAGCCUCUGUACCAGGUGGUGGACUCAGUGGGGGGCGAGGAGGAACCGGCUCCAGUGGAGGAACAGCCGCCAGGGUUAGAGCCUAGGAGGGGGGAGAGAGGUCGUAAGGUCGCGGGGAGCGACUCCGCGACAGAAGACAAAGCGGCAAAGAAGAUGAAAACCACAGAGCAAACCGUAAUGCCCAAAGUAAACGAGGGUGUGGGAGCAAAGAAGGCGAUGGACGGAAGGAAGGAGAGCCAGGAGCAGGAGGAGAACGCUCUGGUGAGUCUGGAUGAGGUCAGUGAGGAAGAGGAGGACUACCCCGACGAUUCAGUUGAGGAGGAAGAGCUGAGGAAGAGGCAGACUGUCGAAGAGAGGCGGAGAGAGGAGGAGGAGAGGAAGCUGGGAGAAGGAAUGGAGGGGCUGGUGACCCUAGAUGAGGUUGGAGAGGAGGAGGUGGAUGAGGAAGAGGUUGGUCCUGGAGGAGAGGAAGAGAGUGGAAGAAGAGCGGGGGGGAUCACACAAGAAGAACUGCAGGCGUUGGUCACUCUGGACGAGAUUGUUGAGGAGGAACAGGAAGAGGAGGAGUCAACACAUUCAGAGCCCCUUCCAGACGACGAAUCAGAGGCCAGGUUGAAUACUGAGACGGUCUGUGAUGAAGAGCCAGCGUCUUCCUCAAUCGUGGGUGAAUGUAAACAAAGUGAGGAGCAAGCAGAGGAGUGUGUGAGCUUCGUGACCUUGGACGAGGUGGGAUACGAGGAGGAGGAGGAGACACAGCCACGCAGCAAAAGAGGUAGACAGGCUACAGAGAGGAAAUGCACCAGGAGAGAACAGCAGCAACAACAACAACAACGACAACCACCAAUGGCUAAACCCUCUGGAGAGGAAUCCCCGCCCAUCCCGGCUCACGCUACCUCCCUAUUGGCCGGCGAGCCCGGGGCUGUUUUGAGCGUCAAAGGAGCAGAGCCAAUGGCAGAAAGCCCCGCCCAGGAUGGUGAAGAGACGGGGUCUGAGGAGACGAGGCUUCUGAGGAAAGCGUCCAGUAAAGCGAGGAGGGAGGAGGAAGGGUUGGAGCCUAAGAAAGUCCGCUCUAACUCUCCCUCCGUUGCCAAUGACUACACCCUGCCCGCCUUCAACCCCAACAACCCCCUUGGGUCGGAGCAUGUGGUUCCUGGGUUCUACUGUAAUCUGUGUUCUGUGUUCUACAAAAACGAGACCAGCGCCAGGACACUCCACUGCAGCCGCUUGGGUCACUACAACAACCUGAAGAAGUAUUACCAGGGUCUCCAAGAGGAACAAUCCAGGAGCGAAUCAGGAGGUCCUACUCCUGGCGACGCCCCCAAAUGACUCUAGCCCCGCCCACAAACAAACAACCGUCUUUUCAUUGGUUUCACCGGAAUAUGGGGGAGCCUCGUCUACGUUGUUCCAUCAUUUUUUAUAUCGUUUGGAGUGUGUGACGAAGGAGAUGAGUUUGUUUGGCGUCAAAACAAAAGGACGAUGUGUACUCUGACCGUUCAGAGUACAGAAGAACAGAGGUCUGCACUUCCGAGGUCGUUAUUAGACGAAGAGUUCACGAUGGAGUAGACUGCGCUGGUCUUACUUUUUACUACUUUUUACAGGAGUCAUCAUGGUGUGACCGCUUUAUUAAAGUUCUCUAUGUAUCAAACUAUUUUAUGUUUAAUGAUUUCAUAUAACAAUGUUAAAUAAAAGUCAAAAAAAAUUUAA
This is a messenger RNA of Gadus macrocephalus (Pacific cod), 10659 nucleotides long. RefSeq lists its product as uncharacterized. Bases 517 to 10281 code for a protein of 3254 amino acids. The transcript has 34 exons. Gene Ontology annotation, molecular function: nucleic acid binding; zinc ion binding. Lineage: Eukaryota; Metazoa; Chordata; Actinopteri; Gadiformes; Gadidae. Gene Ontology annotation, cellular component: nucleus. The record is from RefSeq and is a predicted model, not a curated record.